Hyla sarda is the source of this 759-nucleotide messenger RNA. Its product is annotated as gamma-crystallin 2-like. Bases 195 to 722 code for a protein of 175 amino acids. Lineage: Eukaryota; Metazoa; Chordata; Amphibia; Anura; Hylidae. The transcript is spliced from 4 exons. Gene Ontology annotation, molecular function: structural constituent of eye lens. The record is from RefSeq and is a predicted model, not a curated record. Gene Ontology annotation, biological process: lens development in camera-type eye; visual perception.
CUUUUCAUCUGGACAGGUUUUCAUAAAUCUCCCCCGUUUUGUUGCUGAAAUGUCCACAAUCCUUUCAUCUUCAUCAUCCUGGUAGAUGGCAGCAGAUCAAGAAUUUCUAUUUUUACAGAUGCAGCAGUCAAAUGAUAUAUAAAGGAUGCUGAAUAUUUCAGGACCGUUGAAGUAUUCUAUUUGAAACAGACACAAUGGGAAAGAUUAUCUUUUUUGAGGACAAGAACUUCCAGGGCCGCUCUUAUGAGUGCAGCUCUGACUGCUCUGAUCUCCACUCCUUCUUCAACCGCUGUAACUCCAUCCGUGUAGAGAAUGGAAACUGGAUGCUAUAUGAACGUCCCAACUAUGCUGGACACCAGUACUUCCUGAGAAAGGGAGAAUAUCCUGACUUUCAGCAGUGGCUAGGUUUCAAUGACUCUAUCAGGUCCUGUCGACUUAUCUCUUCAUACAGAGGCACCCACAAGAUCCGGAUCUAUGAAAGAGAAGACUUCCGAGGUAAUAUGGUGGAGCUCACUGAAGAUUGCCCAGUUCUAUUUGAACGAUUUAACUAUCAUGAAGUUUACUCUUGCAACAUACUUGAGGGAUCUUGGAUUUUCUAUGAGUUGCCUAAUUACAAAGGAAAGCAGUAUUAUCUCAAGCCUGGAGAGUACAAAAGAUUCACUGAAUGGGGAGCACUUAACAGCAAAGUAGGGUCUCUGCGACGUAUCCUGGACAGUUACUGAAUUUUCUGGAAAACAAAAAUAAGUGAUAAUAAACAAU